This is a messenger RNA of Pseudoliparis swirei, 6358 nucleotides long. RefSeq names its product F-BAR and double SH3 domains protein 2-like. The record is from RefSeq and is a predicted model, not a curated record. Gene Ontology annotation, cellular component: neuromuscular junction; recycling endosome. NCBI's taxonomy places the organism in Eukaryota, Metazoa, Chordata, Actinopteri, Perciformes, Liparidae. The coding region runs from base 255 to 2672 and encodes 805 amino acids. Gene Ontology annotation, molecular function: protein binding. Gene Ontology annotation, biological process: neuromuscular synaptic transmission; regulation of actin filament polymerization. The transcript has 22 exons.
UGUGUGUGUUCUUCUUCUCCUCCUCCGGAGCUUCACUCCCAGACAAACGAGCCAUUUAUCAUCAAUCAUGGCCGCCGGAGUACACAUUUAACUCCCGUUUCCCCCCCUUUGUCCAUCUGAAAGGGGAGGAUUUGUUUGUUUGUUUGUUUUGAGGAGACAACAAUAUUAGUCCCCCCCCGCACUGAUUUUUGGAUUUCCUCUUGGAAUUACGACACUUCUCGGGAGGGAGAUACCAUUCAUGUCAAUACUCCAAAAUGCAGCCGCCGCCGAGGAAGGUGAAAGUGACACAGGAGCUGAAAAACACAAACACAGAGCAGACGACGAGACUUCACUUCAAACACCAGACCGAAUGUGACCUGCUGGAGGACAUGAGGACCUACAGCCUGAAGAAGGGGCAGCUGGAGAGGGACUACGCACAGGCUCUGCAGAAGUUGGCGAGUCAGUACCUGAAGAGAGACUGGCCCGCCAUCAACCCCGAUGACCAGAGGACAGACUACAGGUGUGUGAACGUGUACGCGGUGUGGCGGUCCUACCUGGAGGGCACGGUGCAGGUGAGCCAGGCGCGGCUCGCCGUGUGCGACGGCUUCAGGCUCCAGGUGUCGGAGCCGGCCAAAACGCUCCGGCUCUACAAGGAGCAGCAGCUGAAGAAGAUCAUGGACCAGCUGAGUGGGAUCCAGGCGGAGCUGCAGGAGUCGGUGAAGGAGUUGGCCAAAGCCAAGAAGAAAUACUACGACUGUGAGCAGGUCGCCCACGCGGUGCGGGAGAAGGCCGACAUCGAGGCCAAGUCUAAACUGGGUCUGUUUCAGUCAAGAAUUAGUUUACAGAAAGCAAGUGUUAAGUUGAAAGCGAGGAGAAGUGACUGCAACUCCAAGGCGACGCACGCCAGGAACGACUACCUGCUCACACUCGCCGCCGCCAACGCUCACCACGACCGCUACUACCACACCGACCUGCUGCACUGCAUACAGACCCUGGAUGGCAGGAUCUACGAGCACGUGAAGGACUACCUGGUGGAGCUGAGUCGCACGGAGCUGGAGGCCUCCACCGCCACACACAACACCUUCCAGUUCUUAUUGGACAAAUCCACCAGGAUAAUACAAGAGUACAACCAGCAGCUGUUCAUGCAGGAGAACCCGGUGUUCCACAAAGCUCACGACUUCCAGUUCCAGCCCAGCGACUGCGACAUGACUCUGAGCUCGGUGCAGCGGUUGGUGGACAUUGAGCCGUCGCCCGUCAGUGCCAUGAGAAUGACCCUGGCACAGAGCCGUCAGCUGGAGUCGGAGUCGGGGACGACGGAGGAGCACAGUCUGAACAAGGAGGCCAGGAAAUGGGCCACGAGGGUGGCCCGAGAACACAAGAACAUCAUCCACUACAAGAGAUGUCUGGAGGAGUGUGAGGGUCACGGCUUGCCCCCCUCGGAGCAGGGCCGACUAGAUCUGGAGAUGAAGAUCGAAGACACCAAAGAAAACAUCCGCAAAGCCGAGACGAUAAAGUUAAAAGCUGAGGCUCGGCUGGAUCUUCUGCGUCAAGUGGGCGUCGCCGUGGACACCUGGCUGAAGAGCGCCAUGAACCAGGUGAUGGAGGAGCUGGAGAAUGAACGUUGGGCCAGCUACACCUCCCACGACCCCUCACUGUCGGGCAUCGUGGACUUGGAGCGCGAGGAGGGAGAGGAGUGUGAAGAGAACAUGGAGAUCUUUGACGACAGCAGCUCCAGUCCGUCGGGAACGCUCCGGAACUAUCCGCUGACCUGCAAAGUCCUGUACUCGUACAAGGCCUCUCAGCCGGACGAGUUAACGAUUGAUGAGCAGGAGAUGUUGGAGGUCAUUGAAGAUGGAGACAUGGAGGACUGGGUCAAGGCUCGUAACAAGUCGGGCGGCGUUGGCUACGUGCCAGAGAAGUACCUCCAGUUCCCGACCUCCAGCAGCCUGCUCAGCAUGCUGCAGUCUCUGGCCACGCUGGACGCGCGGUCGCACACCUCGUCCAACUCCACGGAGGCGGAGCUUCACUCGGGCUGCGUCGUCAACGGCGACGCGCACAUGAUAUUCGUCCGCGCACUCUACGACUACGAGGGCCAGGCGGACGAGGAGCUCUCCUUCCACGAGGGCGCGGUGAUCCGCCUGCUGAGCCGCGACACGCAGACGGACGACGGCUUCUGGGAGGGCGAGCUGAACGGGCGAGUGGGCGUGUUCCCCUCCGUGCUGGUGGACGAUCUCACGGAGAACGGAGAGACCGGAGGAGGAGGAAGAGGAGGAGGAGGAGGGCUCGGUGACAUACAGAUCUCUCCGUCCCUGAAGUUUCCGUGUUCUCUGCCUCACCUCCCGCUGAACAAACAGCCUCCCAUCAGCCCCUUCACCAGCCCCGAGGCCGCCACCCCCCCCCCGCUGCCGCGCUCGCCCUCCACCGCCGCCGCUCUCAACGGGGAGCACAAGCCGCCGCCGCCCGCCGCCUCGUCUCACAAGGGACCGCUACCCACUCACAAUCAAAGCUCUAGAAAGAGUCCGGUGUCUCCAGGAUUUCAGCAGCCGCUGCGCUUCACCCCUGAAGGCGGCGGCGGCGGCUCGGGGAAACUACGACCCGUGCGAGCCGCUCCUCCUCCACCCAAACAGCACCACCCCCGGCGGCCGCAGGAGAAGAGCGACAAGACGGAGGAGGUGGAGAUCACACUGGUGUGACGGGCAGUAAGAAACUAAAGCGAGGUCAGCCCAACAGAAGGGACGUGGAAUAAAACCCGACGGCACCGCGGCCUCCACAUCCGUUCCUCCUCCUCAAGUUGAGGAGGAGAGGAUGGAGGAGGGGAUGGAGGAGGAGGAGGAGGAGGAGGGGAUGGAGGCAGCGUAUCCAUUUGAAUAAUCUCCGUAUUAGCUUCCCUCUCUACCCUCGACCCGUCCGUCCAUUCUUGCCUUAAGACUUUUAAAGAAAACCAGAGCGUGAGGAAGAGGAGGAAGAGGAGGCAGAAUGUUAAGAGGGGGGGGGGGGCAUGAGGGGAAAUGUAAUGAUGGGUUUGGCAAGUUUUCUUUUAUCUUGUUAACGCCUACUUGAAGUCAUGGUCGGUUUGGUCCCUCUGUACAGGAAGACCACAGAGAUAAAGCAACGUGCGGAUGGUGAACGGAGCCCCGAAAACAACAAAAUGUAGUAAAGAUAUAUAAGAUAUGCGUCGAGGACGAGUCGAACAUGUAAUACUCAAAGUGCACAACGCUACACACAAAUCGUUUCUUUUCUUUUCUUGUUUUCCUAAAUCUAAGAAUGAGGGGAAUAAAGCUUUUAUUUUGAAAGCGUGCAGUUUGGCCUGUUAGCUUAGCAACACUUAGCACGAUCCUUUUAGCUACCUAGCUGAAUCUCAUGUUAAUCAUCCCGGUGACGUUAGCAUACCGCCGUGAUGCCGCCGUGUGGCCGCCGUGUGAACUCCUACGUCACUCUUGAUGGAAUUGUUUACGUUGUCACAUUAAAAAAGUGGAACAUUUUACUUUUUUCCACCUUUGUUAAAUAAUGUAAUGUUGACAUUGGUGAAUGCGUAAAAUAUACGUAAAUAAAUAAAUAUAUAAUAUAUUUAAACUUGUACAGUGAUGUACAAGAACAGCUUACAAAAAAUAUACUUUUUUUUCAAAAUUAACAUUGAUUUAAUUGAGCAAUUUAAAAAAAUAGAUUAUUUAUUAUUAUUAUACAAUUAUUUAUUUUAAAUGAGAAAAUGUAAGUAAAAAUGUCUGCGUAAAGAUUUAGCUAAACGCUAACAACGCUAGGUAGCUUGGAAUUGAUUACUUUGACAUUUUUGAGAAAAGACAUAAAGAUUCUCUAUAAAUCUAAUAUCUAAAAAAAGAAAUUGAGGAUGACGGAAUAAAAACCAAGAUUUAAGAAAAGAGAGCUGCACUUAAAGGAUGAACAUGUCAUGAAGAUAGACGUGGGUCUCGAUAGCAUGUAGCUCGCCGGCUAACGUGCUAAAGCUCCAGUUCCAAGCCUUCAUACACCGAGCGGUCAGGCGGAGCCUCGGCGGUGUGUUGGUGGUCAACACGAGGAGCAGCUGGUGGAUUUAAUGCCCCCAAAACAGAUUAAAAUCAGUUAAAUUCAGUUUAUUUUCAUAUAUUCUACCGUUCAAAAGUUUAAAGUCACCAAGACAAUCUGGUGUUUUCCAUGAAAACUCACUUUUAUUUAUCAAAUGAAUUUCAAAAGGAAUAUAAAAUAUAGUCAAGAUGUUGACGAGGUUAUAAAUAAUGAUUCUGAUUGUAAAUAUUAAUGUAGUUCUUCUUGUGGCUCAAAGGAAGGCCAGUUUUAUCGCUUCUCUCACCAGCAUAACUGUUUUCAGCUGCGCUCACAUAAAAGGGUUUUCUACCCCUCCGCUAGUCUUCUAAGGUGAUAACACAAAGUACCAUUAGAACACUGGAGAUGGGCCUCUACACACCUCUGUAGAGACUUCAUAACUGUUUUCAGCUGCGCUCACAUAAAAGGGUUUUCUACCCCUCCGCUAGUCUUCUAAGGUGAUAACACAAUGUACCACUAGAACACUGGAGAUGGGCCUCUACACACCUCUGUAGAGACUUCAUUACACACCAGAGAAUAGACAUUUACACAUUAGCAACAUAUAUUUAUAAUUCAUUUAAUGUUAUCUUCAUUGAUAAAAACAGUGCUUUACUUUGAAAAAUAAGGACAUUUCUACGUGACCCCAAACUUUUGAACGGUAGUGUAGAUGCAUAAGUAUUUGUGUGCUAAAUACAAAGUUUAUUUAAAUACAUUUUUGGACUCAUCUGACGUCUUUUUACACAUUCUGAAUGUCGGGGCUCCGUUAAAAAACAUUUGAUUUUCCAAUCAGUAUAACACUUGCCAAACGCGUCACGAUUCUUAUGAUUUGAGGUUCAGAGCAAACGGAGGAGCCGGGCGCCGUCUGUAAACUCAUCGUCAUGCGUGUUCAAUGUGUAUUAGUACAGUACAUUACUGUCGUCAUGGGAACGCCACGCACGCGGUCUCAUCGGAGUACCGAUGUGUCCGACCGUGUCGCAGGAGUUUUUAAAUCCUCAUCGUAAAUACCGGAGAAAAAAAGGGCAUUGUAAAUACGGAAUGACGGGAGAGAUGGAGGAAGAAGAAGGGAGGAGAGAAGAGAGAGAAAAUGGAGGCUGGAUCCUCCUUUCUCCACCUCACUUCCCGCUGUUCCUUUCUUUUCUCCAACGUCUCACACACAGUUGCGUCAUAUAACGCACACAUUUCAAUAUUCUCUCCAUAUUCUCCGUGUGCUCGUCUCAGAGAGGACACAGGCGGUGCGUUCAGGGGCACCGGCAUCGUUGGUAUUCACUAUGUGGCGACAACAAAGAUUUUUAUUUGAGAUAAUAUAGACACUGCAUUUCUUUGGGGGGGUUAAGAGUUUUAUUAUUAACUGUAAAGCUUUCAUCCCUAAAGAUCAAUAUCUCACUUUUAGAUUUUUGUUUGGUUGAGAAACAUUUGACGGUAUUAUUUUUUAUUUUUAUGCUUUUUAUUUUAAUACAGAAGAGGAAAACUACUUUUUUUUAAUGUUUCAAUUUGAUAUUAUCCGUAUACUCAAGAUCUAUAAAACAAAUACAUUGAAAACUAGCAAAUGACAUUCAAGUGAAUUCUGUCGUGUUUUUUAACUUUUAUUUAAAGUAAAUAAAUCCCGAGUUCCCUUUAAGUCUUUGAACUCUGCCUAAAGGGCAGCGUAGCACUUUUAUUUAUACCGUAGAACUUUAGCAUCAGAAUGGAGAGAAUACAGAGUUUAAUACACAAAUCCAGAGUUAUUCUUUUCAUUCUGAUUCUGUAGUGAUUCUUUAUUUCAGUGUGACGGAUUCAUUUCCUCUUUUUAGAUUUUUUUAUUUCUCUUCCGAAGAGAUGAAGAGAUACUUUUAAAUGAUGAAAUGUGUAAAAGGUGUUUGUUUGUUUUAUAAAUGAUCAAAGGAAGGAUGUUUAUGAAUGGAGAGAGAGAGAGAGAGAGUUUUAAAUCCACAUUUAAAUUUAAUUCCUGACAAACACCGGAACACGUAACAAACUUAUUCUGAAGUUGUUUUUGUCCGUAGCACCGAGAACAAUCAGGCUAUGAAAUAUUAAAUGUAAAACUUUGUCUUUUUUUUUGCUCAGUUUCCACUUUGAGUUAUUUUUCAUUUUUAAUUUUUUUAGUGAAUCUUUUACUACGAGCCGUUUUUUGGGGUUUUACGUAUUAUAUAUAUAAUUAUUUUUAUUUCCCAUCGAGCGGCGACACACACACACACGCUGCAGACUGUUGCCACGGUGACAAUAAUGAGAUCAGGUGCAAACAGUGUUUCUGCAUAUUAUCAUUAUUAUUAUUAUCGGCUGUACAAAAAAAGAAGAAAGUUUGUAUUUAUUGUGUACAAAUGUUGAUUAAUAAAGAAAUAUUGAAAAGUUA